AUGCCGGAUGAUGAAUUUUCCUUACUCAAUAGUGAAGCAGCAGUCAUGUAUAUGUUUGGGAUGUUUAGGGAUGAACCAUACAUUCAUAUCUAUGUUGGAGAGGUAAAUGAUAAUGGGGAUGUAGAAAAUAAUAAUGGGAAUCAGCAAGAUGGUGUUGAAGCUGUAGGUAAUAGCAAUAUAAAUGCUAAUCAGGGAGUUGGGACUGGUAAUGAUGGUUUAGGGGUUGGUGGGGUGAAUGAUAAUGUUGAACCAGAGGUUGAUCAUGAUGUGAAUGAAUCAGAAACAGAAUCUGAUAACUCAUACACACCUGAAAGUGAGCAAUCUUCUGAAUAUGACUCAGAUUUUGAUUAUUUCUUAGAUGGGGACACAUUAAGUGAUAACUGUGAUAUUGGUGAUGAUACUACUGAGGUAACUAGUGGGCUGGAUAGCAAUAUUAACUUAGGACAGUACCAACAAUAUGUUGAAUUAAUUAGUGGUGAUUAUAGAGCCUUUGUUGAGGCUAGGAAAGAGGGUAAGUUUGUUGAGCAUGAAAAUAUUGUUGAUGCUGAAGUACUUGAAACUGCCAUUCAGUCCUCUGAUGAUGAAAAUAGAGAACAAUUUCCUGAAUUUAAUGAGGAAAGAGACAUGGUUGAUCCUAAAAUUGUGGUAGGCCUCAUUUUCCCAACCACACAUGUGUUUAGAAAGGCAAUUCGAAUGUAUUCCAUCCUUAUAGGUUUUGAGUUGAAGUUCCAAAAGAAUGAUAGUAACAAAAUCAUUGCAAUAUGCAAUAGAGAAUGUGGUUGGAGAAUAUAUGCGAGUUAUUAUAGGAAAACUAAAGCAAUGCAGGUGAAGAGCUUGAAAGGCACCCCUCAUAGAUGUCCUUGGUCUUAUAAGAAUGUUAGUGCAAAUUCAAGAUGGUUGGCUGAACACUUCAAAAAGGAAUUGGCUGAUGAUCCUGACUGGAAACUUAAGGGAUUUCGAAAGACAAUUAAAAGAAAGUUCAAAUUAAGAGUUUCUAGAUGGAAGGUGUAUAGGGCCAAGAAACAUGCACAAUCUGAAAUGUUUGGGGAUCAUAAGAAACAAUAUGCCAGACUAAGAGAUUAUUGUGCAACUAUUAUGCUGAAAAAUCCUGGUUCUGCAGCCUAUGUUAUGACAGAAGUUGUUCCAACAUCUGUCAAUCCCAUAUUUCAGAGAAUGUUUGUUAUGUUUGGGGCACAAAAGGAUGGUUUUAUAAGUGGCUGCAGACCAGUUAUAGGUUUAGAUGCUUGCCAUCUCAAAGGAAGACUUGGGGGACAUCUAAUGCAUGCUGUUGGGAGGGAUGGAAAUAAUCAGAUGUAUCCUAUAGCAAUGGCAUGCGUGGAAUCUGAAUGUAAGGAAAGCUGGCAUUGGUUUCUAGAACUUCUGACUACUCAUAUUGGAUCACCAGUUGACAUGAAUUGGGUGUUCAUUUCUGACAGACAAAAGGGUCUGGUUGAGACAUUUGAUGUGCUGUUUCCUGGGGUGGAACAUAGGUUCUGUGUUAGGCAUAUGUAUGCCAAUUUCAAACUGAGGUUUAAGGACAAGGCACUUAGGGAUAUCAUGUGGGCUGCUGCACGAGCAUAUGAGACAGAUGGAUGGUCACAAAAGAUGAGAGAACUCCAGGUUGCUAAUAGGGAAGCUUAUGACUGGUUGAGUGCUAUUCCAGCUAAUCUUUGGUCAAGGUGCAUGUUCAAUCCAAGAUCAAAAUGUGAUCUUUUGAGUAACAACGUUAGUGAAUCCUUCAACCAGUAUAUUAAAGAGGCAAGGGAGGAGCCAAUUUUAUCUAUGUUUGAAGCAAUUAGAAGACUGAUUAUGUGUAGCUACCAAGAAAAGAGAGAGUUCAUAUCUAAGGUCAAAGGAAAAAUUUGUCCAAGAAUCCAUGAUAAAGUGGAGGAAAUUAAGGCACGAGCAAUGGAAUAUGAAGCUGUUCAAGCUGGUCAAGGCAUAUGGGAGAUCACAGGCUAUGCAAGGCACAAAGUUGUUAAUCUGAAUGCAAGAACGUGUACUUGUAGAGAAUGGGAUAUAACUGGUGUUCCUUGUGUACAUGCAUGUGCAGCAAUUAUAGAUUCUGAUCGAGAACCAGCAGACCUUAUCCAUCCAUAUUAUAGUAUAGAGUACUAUUGUAGAGCUUAUAAGGGUAUGAUAGUUCCUAUUCCAGAAGAGGGUCUAUGGGUUCAAACAAGUGGCCUGCCUAUUCAACCACCAAAACUAAGGAGAAGACCUGGUAGACCAAGAAAGCUACGAAGAAAAAGUGCAGAUGAGCUUGUGAAUAAUGAUGUGGUAACCAGAAAGGGUACUAUAGCCCACUGCAGCAACUGUAAUAUGCCUGGUCAUAAUAAGAAGACAUGCAAGCAACCAAGACAGGAUGAAAGUGCCACUCAAACAAGAAGGGGAGGAGGUACAGCCCCUCCAAAAAAUAUUGGUGGAAGACCGAGAACGGUUAAUGUGGACACACAGAAUGCUAAUGUCAAUAUGACUGGUGGCAAUGGAAGGGGUAAUAGAAGGGGCAGAGGUAAUGGUAGGGGAAGAGGUAAUGGUAGGGGAGUGGAAUCCUCAAUUAGAGGUGGGGCAAGAGGGAAAAGAGGGAGAGGUGAAUUUUCAGGAUGUCCUCCACCGCUUUCUGGAUUUGGAAAUUGGAAUGGUAUUGGCAUGUCUGAUGGCAGAAAUUUCAUCCCAUCUGAUAUGGUGGCAAGGAUGGCCAUGCAAUCUCAUAACACUUCUGAAACCCGGACAGUUCAAAUGUGGACAAAUGACCCCCUGACCGGAGGCUCACAAUUGAGCACUAAUACCAAUGCUAAUGAGGGUAGUAUACCCACUACUCAGAUGCUCUUUGUAAUUGCUCAUGCUGUUGCUGUAGAUGGUUAA
Coffea eugenioides is the source of this 2862-nucleotide messenger RNA. RefSeq lists its product as uncharacterized. The record is from RefSeq and is a predicted model, not a curated record. Bases 1 to 2862 code for a protein of 953 amino acids. Lineage: Eukaryota; Viridiplantae; Streptophyta; Magnoliopsida; Gentianales; Rubiaceae. The transcript has 6 exons. Gene Ontology annotation, molecular function: zinc ion binding.